AUUUUUUUAUAAAAUUAUUAAUGAUAUGAACUUUGAUAACUGAAAGUAAAUAUAUAAUAUAAUUAAGCGAUCACAGAAUUAUUAGAAUAAAAAGUAAGAAACACCUAUUUGAUGCUAUGAGACUUUCGUCUUCCUCAACAACGAGUUAGUGUCUCGGCUAUUUUUGUUCAACCUGCACGCGUUACUGUUUAUCUAAACAAUGCUAUAAUUAGAAGUGAAAUGUUGAAAUUUAUACAUGACGUUUUGUAGAUUUUUAAAGCAGCAUUUACUCUAUAAAAUCUUAUCAUCGUAUAAUUCGUUACAUCAUAUCUAUUGAAUAUUAUGUAUCCCAGUUUAUUGAUACUGAAUGAGCUUAUUAUAAAUGUGUUUAAAACGUUUAUCACAUUUUAUUGACUGGUACUAUACUAUAUUGGAUGCAGUAUAAUUUCAACAUACAUAAAUAGUACAUACACAAAAAAAAUAUAUAAUACAUUUUCUCAUUCAAAUAAAAAAAAAAUAAAUAAAUAACUAUGUUCCCGUUGCUGUCUUCUGCGACCAUUGUAACGAUAAUUCUAGGACUAACGGAAUUUAGUUCAAUAGCUGUUUUAGCGUCUAACACAACGUCUCAUCACGAUGCACCUACAAAAUGUCAAGACGGACUUCUUUUGUCUGUUUGGAAGCCCGAGGAUAACCUUACAACAGGAGAUCGAAUUGCCAGAGGAUUAGUUUACUUUUUUUGUUUAAUCUAUCUUUUCAUCGGUGUUUCCAUUGUGUCAGAUAGAUUCAUGGCGGCAAUCGAGGUUAUAACUUCAAAAGAAAAAGAAGUGAAAGUAAAAAAACCUGGCGGAGAAGUCCAAAUUGUGGUGGUAAGAGUUUGGAACGAAACUGUUGCAAAUUUGACUUUGAUGGCAUUAGGGUCGAGUGCACCUGAGAUUCUUUUGUCUGUUAUUGAAAUAAUGGCUAAGAAUUUCAAAGCUGGCGAUCUAGGACCUGGUACAAUUGUUGGAUCGGCAGCGUACAACUUAUUUGUCAUUAUUGCAAUUUGUGUACUUGUAAUUCCAAAUGGAGAAGUGCGAAAAAUAAAACACUUGCGCGUAUUUUUUGUAACUGCGACUUGGUCAAUAUUUGCCUACAUAUGGCUUUACCUCAUAUUGGCGCAAAUCACGCCUGGUGUCGUUGAUGUAUGGGAAGGUUUUCUCACUUUCUUAUUUUUCCCGGCUACUGUUAUUACAGCCUAUAUUGCAGACAGGAGACUUUUGAUUUACAAAUAUAUAGGCAAACAAUACAGAAUGAAUAAACGAGGUGUUAUAGUGCAAGCAGAGGGAGAUACGAAUAUUGAACUUGGGGAAGAUGAUACACUUAAAAAGCUACAAGAAAAUGGAGUGAGUGAAGAAAUACGGGACUUUGAAGAAUCUAGGCGUGAGUAUAUUUCAGCAUUAAAGGAUUUGCGUAAAAAAUAUCCUCAACAUGACUUACAACAACUUGAAAUCAUGGCUCAAGAACAGUUAAUGAAUAAAGGUCCUAAAUCACGCGCUUUUUACCGUAUUCAAGCUACAAGAAAGAUGAUGGGUAGUGGAAACAUAAUGAAAAAAAUCUCAGAGCGCGCUCAAAGCGACUUAAGCGAAGUAAGAGCAGAACUGAAACAAAAUGACUUAGAAGCACCAUUAGAAGAAGAGGCACCGUGCAAGUUGUACUUUGAACCAGGUCACUAUACAGUUAUGGAAAGCUGUGGUGAUUUCGAAAUUCGUGUAGUGCGUAGCGGUGACUUGUCAAUGAAAAUAUCUGUUGAUUAUGAAACUGAAGAUGGUUCUGCGGAAGCUGGAAGUGAUUAUGUUGGCAAAAAAGGAACAUUGGUGUUCUUACCAGGUGUUGAUGAACAAAGAUUCAAAGUUGAGGUUAUCGAUGACGAUGUAUUUGAGCAAGAUGAAUAUUUCUAUGUUAGACUAAGUAAUCCAACUGAACCAGCAAUUUUAUCAACUCCAAAAGUAGCUACUGUUAUGAUCUUAGACGACGAUCAUGGUGGAAUUUUCGCAUUUAACUCUAAAGACUACGAAUUAGUAGAGUCAGUGGGAACAUUUGAGCUAAAAGUUCAGCGGUACUCAGGAGCGAGAGGAAAGGUCAAAAUUCCGUUUUGGACUGAGGAUGGAACUGCUAAAGCCGGUAAAGAUUAUGAAAAAACGGAAGGAGAACUAGUUUUUGAAAACAAUGAAAUUGAGAAAUCUAUCGACGUUGUUAUUCUAGAAGAAGGAAGUUAUGAAAAGGAUGUUCUCUUCUACGUCAACUUGGGUGAACCACAGGUCUCAGGAGACCCAGAGCUUGAACAACUUAUAGUAGAUGCAGAGUCUAAGAAAGCAGAAGAAUUAUCUGAAGAAGAAAAAAUGGCCUUGCUCGGGCGGCCUAAGCUUGGAGAUACUGUGCGAACUCAGUUGCGAGUUAAGGAAAGCAAGGAAUUCAAAAGUACUGUUGAUAAGCUUGUUCAAAGAGCAAAUGCCUCUAUUUUAAUAGGCACAUCAUCUUGGAAAGAACAAUUCCUUGAAGCAAUUACAGUUAGUGCUGGUGGUGAUGAUGAUGAAGAAAACGAAGGCAAUGAAGAAGAUGAACCGACACCAGGUGUUAUGGACUACAUCAUGCAUUUCUUGACACUUUUUUGGAAAAUUGUAUUUGCAUUCAUACCUCCUACUGAUAUUUGUGGUGGCUAUGUAUGUUUUGUUGUAUCGAUAUUUUCAAUUGGUGUCGUAACUGCUGUUAUUGGAGACGUUGCAUCACACUUUGGUUGUACGUUAGGGAUUCGUGAUGCAGUAACCGCCAUUGUUUUUGUAGCAUUAGGAACAAGUAUACCAGAUACGUUUGCGAGUAAAGUUGCAGCUAUUCAGGAUAAAUAUGCAGAUGCAAGUGUGGGUAAUGUAACUGGAAGCAAUGCGGUUAAUGUAUUUUUAGGUAUUGGUGUCGCUUGGACAAUUGCCGCAUGCUAUCACGCCGCUCACGGAAACAAAUUUGAAGUCGAUCCAGGAACUUUGGCAUUUUCUGUCACGUUAUUCUGUACUGAAGCUGCAAUAGCUAUUGCCGUCCUCCUUAUUCGUAGAAAUAAAGCAGUAGGUGGAGAAUUAGGUGGACCACCGAUGCUGAAGUAUGUGACUGCAACCAUUUUAGUUGGUCUUUGGCUAUUUUAUUUAGUGAUGAGCAGUUUAGAAGCAUACGGAAUCAUUAAAGGAUUUUAAGUUAAUGGCAAUCAAAGACAAAAAUAAGUAAUUCUUGAUUAAAUAAGGCUAUAAUUAAAUACUAUAUUAAGAAUGGUACAAUUUAUUAUGUUAUUGCUCUGUACCGUAAAAAAUAUUCAAUACUGUGCAAAAAUUUAUUAUUUUUUCAAUUAAUAUUCUUAAGAGUUCUCUCAUAAGCAUGGUCUUUUCGUCUGUAGUCACGAUCGUAUUUUCAGAUUGACUUGUAUAAAAACGGAAUGUUCAAGUUUCUAGUUCCUAAAUUAUGCCCAUUUGCCUUCGUAAAGAUACAUAAUAUUAAUUCUACCGAUUUUUCCAAAUUGUUUAAAAAAAAAAACAAAUCUCGAAAAUAAUCGUACAUAUCGUACUCCAAAAUAAAAUGUAUGUUGAAUUUAAAAAUUUUGUCUUAUGUAAACGUUAAUAACGAAAAACAAAAAAAAAAUAGGUAAAUGUAAUCCUUUUUAAAUUAUUUAUUUUAAUUCGAAUGUCCAUUAAUCAAGCAAUAUUUUAAAAGUAAGCUCAGUAUAAGUCCAACAACAAAAUCUUUGGUUUUUAUUAUAUAAAAACAAUUUCAAUCUAGGUAUUACUCAUAUAAGACAUCAUCAAACAUCAAAAUUCAUUGUAUCGAUUUAUAAUUUUAUAGAAAAACUGAUUUUAUAUAGUAGUGUUGAUCAAACAUUCGCUUCUAAUUAAAUAACUUAUAAUUUAAAAAAAAAACAUAAGACCGUUCAUUUUAAUUAAAUAAAUACAAAUUUUUUAAAUAUAUUAUAAAUGAA
Culicoides brevitarsis is the source of this 3970-nucleotide messenger RNA. RefSeq names its product sodium/calcium exchanger Calx (gene Calx). NCBI's taxonomy places the organism in Eukaryota, Metazoa, Arthropoda, Insecta, Diptera, Ceratopogonidae. The transcript has 9 exons. The record is from RefSeq and is a predicted model, not a curated record. Gene Ontology annotation, biological process: calcium ion import across plasma membrane; sodium ion transmembrane transport; cell communication. Gene Ontology annotation, molecular function: calcium:sodium antiporter activity. Bases 510 to 3197 code for a protein of 895 amino acids. Gene Ontology annotation, cellular component: postsynapse; axon; sarcolemma.